Laetiporus sulphureus 93-53 is the source of this 609-nucleotide messenger RNA. RefSeq lists its product as uncharacterized. NCBI's taxonomy places the organism in Eukaryota, Fungi, Basidiomycota, Agaricomycetes, Polyporales, Laetiporaceae. The transcript has 2 exons. Bases 104 to 460 code for a protein of 118 amino acids. The record is from RefSeq and is a predicted model, not a curated record.
CAAGGCUAUGUCCAUCGUCAUCACAUAUACGCCAGCCGAUCAGCAUGCAUGCCUUCUCCAUUUCUCCCAGCCAGCUCCUCGGUGGUAGUCGAUGCUAUCCUGCAUGAAGUUCGCAUGGUCUAAACGCUCCAUGGGGUCGUACCAAUCACUCCCACCCGCAAACCCUGCUGCGCCGCACACCAAAUAUCGCCGGCCAUACUAUUCCAAGCGAUUCAUCAAGAUUGCUGUCGUUGUCUUCGUCUCGUUCGCAAUCGCCAUCAUACUCGGAUACGUCUAUCUGUUCAGACUACCUUUGAAGAUACAUUUCGGACAGCCUGAGAAGGACGAGCACCUGCCGCCGCUAUAUACCAGGUUCCACAACUACGAGCUCAGCCUACCGCAGCACCAGCUCGACACCGGCUCGCAAGAUAGCCCGAACGGCAAGUAUUUCUGGGUAGCAAAUCACGCCCGCAGUACGUAGUCUGCUCCUCUCCAGAGAUAAUAAGAUUCCUAUAGUGCAUCAGGAUCCGGAUAGGGGAAUAUCAUGCAGGAACUCUUGCUCAACCACUAUGUAGCUUACCGCGCUGGCCGAUCCUGAGCCAAUAGCUUCGUGUUCAGCAACUAUACCUG